GGAGCCUUUUACUGCGUAAAUUCUCGCCAUUUCCCCUCCCAGCGCCAUUGUCUGUUUCAGUGCAGUGGCAUAAUGCCCCUACGGAGCAGUACAAAACACUGACACCUUCGCGCUGACCGACUGACUGACAAGCAUCCUAUCCAUCCAACAAUGGCUCCGGCUCCGCCGCCGCUGCAGCUCCUAGCACUAGCAGCCGCCGCCCUCUUCCUCCUCGCCGGCGCCGCUGCCUCACUCGCGGCAUCCGUGGUGUUCCCCAAGGAAGCGCUGCCGACGAGCUCCGGCUACCUCUCAAUCACCGCAGCGGCAGGGGGCACCAACGCGUCGCUCUUCUACGCCUACUACGAGGCCACAGCUCCGGUAACCCCGCUCCCUUCCACGCCGCUGCUCCUCUGGCUGCAAGGCGGGCCGGGCUGCUCGGGCCUCAUCGGCAACUUCUUCGAGCUCGGCCCAUACCUCCUCGUCUCCUCCUCCCCCAACUCCGGUACCGGCAAUUCCUCGUCCCUGUCCCGCAACCCCUUCGCCUGGAACCGCCGCUUCGGGCUGCUCUUCAUCGACAACCCGCUCGGCACCGGCUUCAGCGCGGCGCCGUCCCCCGCCGCCAUCCCCACCAACCAGUCCUCCAUCGCCGCGCAACUCCUCGCCGCGCUGCAGUCCUUCUUCGCCCUCAGCCCGCCUUCGUUUCGCGCCCGCCCCUUCUUCCUCACCGGCGAGAGCUACGCCGGGAAGUACAUCCCGUCCGCCGCCGCCCACAUCCUCGCGGAAAACAGAGCCCUCCCGGUGCUCCAGCGGGUGAAUCUCCAGGGCGCCGCCAUCGGCAACGGGCUGACCCACCCGGUCGCCCAGGUCGCCACGCACGCCGAUUCGGCCUUCUUCUCCGGGCUCAUCAACGGGAAACAGCGGCGGGAGCUGGAAGCGCUGCAGAAGUCCGCGGUGGAGCUCGCGGUGGCCGGGAGAUGGAGCGAGGCGUCGGACGCGAGAGGGAAGGUGCUCUCGUGGCUGCAGAACGCCACGGGGCUCGCGACCCUGUACGACGCGUCGAAGCAGAAGCCCUACGCGACGGCAGCCGUGGCGCCGUUCCUGAACGCCGCGGAGACGAAGGCGGUGCUGGGGGCGGGCGCGGGGGUUGUCUGGGAGGAGUGCAACGGCGCCGUGGGGAAGGCGAUGCACGCCGACGUGAUGAAGAGCGUCAAGCCGGAGGUGGAGACGAUGCUGAGGGAGACUCAGAGCUCGAUGCGCGUGCUGCUGUACCAGGGGAUCCGGGACCUGAGGGACGGCGUGGUGACGACGGAGGCGUGGCUGGCGGAGCUCGACUGGGCCGGGCUGCGCGCGUUCCAGGAGGCCCAGAGGGCCGUGUGGCGGAUUCCCGGCGCCGGAGACGGGGAAGACGAGCUGGGAGGGUAUGUCCAGAGGUCGGGCAAGCUGACGCACGUGGUGGUGUUCGGCGCGGGGCAUCUCGUGCCGGCGGACAACGGCCGCGCGGCGCGGGCGAUGAUCGAGGGCUGGGUGAUGCAGAAAGGGGUCUUCGCCGGAACCCGCAACGGCGUCCGGCGCGCGGCCUGAAUGCCGGUGCCGAUGCCGAUUUGGCAAAGCCUGCGGAGUUCCUUUGCUGUGUCCGAAAGUUUGCUUGUAAUAAUAAGGGAAGUUUUUGUCCUGUGUGAUUUGAAAAGGAUUGUUGUUGUUUACGGAGGGAAACGCUGGCCUCUUCAAUCCUGGCAAGUUUCUAAACGUAUCGUUCACAGAGGAGACUAUAAAAAGUAA
Molecule: messenger RNA, 1758 nt
Organism: Brachypodium distachyon (stiff brome)
Lineage: Eukaryota; Viridiplantae; Streptophyta; Magnoliopsida; Poales; Poaceae
Product: serine carboxypeptidase-like 50
Exons: 1
Coding region: 151-1560 (469 amino acids)
Biological process (GO): proteolysis
Molecular function (GO): serine-type carboxypeptidase activity
Source: RefSeq, a predicted model, not a curated record